This is a messenger RNA of Phaeoacremonium minimum UCRPA7, 4119 nucleotides long. RefSeq lists its product as hypothetical. The record is from RefSeq and is a predicted model, not a curated record. Bases 1 to 4119 code for a protein of 1372 amino acids. Lineage: Eukaryota; Fungi; Ascomycota; Sordariomycetes; Togniniales; Togniniaceae. The transcript has a single exon.
AUGACAGCAGACACAACUACUCGCGAUGAUGAUACCACGAACUGGGGCUCAAUUCACUCUCCCGUCAUUGCCCAACAACUUGGUGUUAUUGGGCAGCAAGCUCGCACCACUUACAUUCAAAAGGGCGAUCGUAGAGAGCCAGAGCGCAGAGAGUCAAACCAGCGGGCCGUUUCUACUUUCACGAACAGUGAGGAAAUGACCAUCAUGCUGGACACAUCCGUGCCUCAUCAUUUGAUGUCCGAACCAAGAGGCUCAUGGUUGAUGGAUGAUGAGAACAUUCCGAUGCCAGAGAGACCUACUUCCAGUCAAUGGCAUCGCCGAGUUGGUGAUGAGUGCCCAAGCUUCUCUGCUCGCAAAGAGAAGACUCGCUCGAGGAAGUUCCCACCACCCGCCCCCCUACUGCUGAGCUCUACUCCCUCUGCAGCCAAGCAAGCCAUCCUAAUUCAGGCCGCCGAGCCGUCUCCACUUGAAUCUCCUGAAGCCGCUCUUAAGAUCAUCCAGGCACAACUAAAGAAGUAUGAGCAGCCUAAUCGUGAUUCAGUCGAGAGCCAGGGCCAGCGUCUGGCACUUCUGGAGAACCUUGAGCAGGAGAUGGGUCUGCAAGAAAACCACUGGCAUGAGAUGCAGCACAACUUGGGCAGAGAUUCUAUCUCUACGAUCCAAACCUCGCCAACCAUUGAAUCUCGCCGUACAUCUGCAGUUUCUACUCAGGCCAAUAUUUCCGUGAAGAAAGACCUGGCUGAGCGCCGUGCGUCUCGACGUGCUCGCAUUCGCAGUGGCAGCUCGUUCACAGACAACUCUCAGAGCCCUAGCGGCAACUCGCGGGCUAGCCUAUGGAAGCACCGUCUUGAGGAAGCACAGAUGGAGUACAUGGACAAUGCUGCUGAACUCCUGGUGAAGCGCAACAUGAAUUUCUUUACCGUCCCGAAGGCACAACUCGGCAGUCCUACGCCACCACACACGGACGACUCGGACCAGGAAGACCAGAUGAACAGGGACCUUGCAGCUAUCCUUGCACAGGCUCCCGCUAAGCCAAAGACCGAGUAUCUCUGGAAGCCCUCUUCUCCGAUUUCACAAUCCACUACGACCUUGUUGUGGGUACGACCCGAAAGGCCAUACUACGUGCCCGUCGCCGAGCCCGAACUCCCGGGGCUCAGUGUUCGCCCUGCGCAACGGAAAGAGACGGCUCCUCUCAAGAUCUAUACCAACCGCCUAUGGCAGAAACCUGCAUCAACUGCUUCUUAUAGUCUGACUGGCCUGUGGCAGCCGCCUUACUUGCGAGCUCAGGCUCUUGCGCGUUCAGCAUCUCAACGCGAAGCUCAGCAACAAUCUCAGAAAGCGCCGCCUCCCCGUCCUCUGACUCAACGACCUCCAAGACGACCAAAGCGAGUGACACUGCUUCCGGACAUUCUUGAGAGUCCCAAGCCUCUUCCUGACAAGCGAGGCACUCUUGGUAUCUUCCAAUUCCCGUGGGGUGAGAAGUCUGACACAGCUUCAAUCCAACCCAAGCCAGCGAUGUUCAUGGCCAUGCCUGGUACCAUGUCCACCGGUGGCUCAGCCGUAAGAGCCGCUCUUGAGGCCAGGGCUUCUCAGAUUGAGGCAUCCGAGUACUCAUCUUCAUUCUUCGAUGACUACGAUGAGGAUCCGAAUGAAGAUUCUGAUGAGAUGGGCUCUGACAGCGAUGACGGCUUUGACGAGACCACGCUUUGGGAAAUCGCUAGCUUGCUAAAGACCGAUGGCGUACCUUCUAAGAACAGCCUGUUCCCGCCUCCCCUCGCUAGCUCUAGCUCUUUCGUAGAGGACUACGUCAAUGAAGUCCCCUCAGACCGCGAAGAGGGUGAUGCUGAUCGUGAGUCAUUCAUCAUCAACCUUGACGAUGAGCUGCCGGAACCCCUUGCACCAGAGAAGUCUCAGCCAGCUCUCUGGACAGCAAGAAGGCAAAAGAGGCGCAGUCAGCAUGGAAAGGGUCUUCCACACCCCGACGAGCAGACAUGGAUGUCCUACAAUGGUACGAAGGAGACUGCUCGUGCCAAGCCACGAAAGUCCCAGCCUGCUGCCAUCGAGAGCGAGAAGCUCUGGCGUCCAUCUACUGCCAAGCUAGAGACCCGAAAGUCGGGCAUGUGGGCACUGAAGACUGCUUUAUGGAGCGGCAGGAGGGAGAAGAAGCGUGGCGCACAUGGCAAGGGUCUCCCUCAUGACGAGGAGAUUUGGGCAUCCUAUGACAAUGUGAAGGAGACCAUCCGCACAAAGCCUCGCCAGGCUCAGGUGGCUACAAUCGAGAGCGUCAAUCUUUGGCGACCAGCGACCCUUUCUAUGUGGUCUAGCGAGUCCGGGCUAUGGUCUCCCAAGUCCGCCCUUUGGGCUUCUGGCGCGAUGAAGAAGCAGAAGGGUAGCCAUGGCAAGGGUCUUCCUCACCCUGAUAUGUGGGAAGCUUACGACAGCGUCAAGUCAACUGUUCGGGCCAAGCCUCGCAGUGCUGAGCCAGCUGUCAUUGAGAGCGACAACCUAUGGGAGCACUCCGCCUCUGAGAUCGAGUCUCCUGCAAACGGAACAUGGUCACCAAAGAAAUCGCCUGCUUCAUCUCAGAUUCCUCGUCUGACUGUGCAGAAGAGCAGCUCACAUGGACACACCAAGAGCAAUCUUUGGAAUGCUCCCGUUAUUUCUAAGGAGACUGCCGAAGUGGGCAUGUUCAACCCCAAGUCCAGCCGGUCAGACUUCCGCACCACCUCUCAGGCUCCCGCUGCGGCUAGCAUGAACCGCAAGCCUCGCUCUGCGGACCACAAGCCUAUGGACAGACUGACCUCCACAAACUUGUGGACCGUUGAGAUCCAAGAGGAGACUGAACGCAAUUGGAUCUCUGUCAGCCCUGCUUCUAGCCCGAAAGCAAAGCAAUCUAGACUUCCUGUCCCAUCUUCAAAGUCACACAUGAAGCAGGCAGCAGAGACCAAGCCAAGACCUCUACGUCAGCAGCAUCGUCCUAAUACUGUUUUCCGAGCUGAUUGGGAGGCCGCUCUUCGGGAAGCCAUUGCUGCAAGUUACCCUAGCCAGCGCGGCGCAACUCCAGCGCAAUGGAAAGCGGCUCUUCACCAAGCGAUUUCAGCCUCCUCUUCCAAGCGACUUGUUCGCAAGGUCGCAAGCUCAGCAGACUGGACCGCCGCUCUGCAGGAGGCAGUCUCCAAGAGCUUCGGUGCUCCAUUCGACGUCUCCAAGGCUCAUCCCGUUUUUGGCGCUUCGUCCCUGAUCACCACGUCUGAGUGGUUCCACCCAGCCGCUACAGGUUACACUUACAACGUUGCCAACGUGCACCCUGUCUUCUUCGGAUCUCUUGCUAUCACUUGCGAUGUCGAGGCCGUUCACCCUGCCAUGUCAUCAUACGCCUCUAAGAAGCUCCGCCGCCAGCGAUCCCGUGACAACAAGGAGAGCCGCAUCCCCACCCCAACUCGGGAACGCAGUCUGAGCCGCAGUGAUAGCCGAGGCAAGCGUAGAGAAGAGAUUCUCGCGCAGAUCCAGGCCAUUGAGAACGCUGUCCCUGAGGUGCCCGCUAUCCCCGCUGCGAUGGCUGAGCCUAGCUCAGACUUCAGCCAGAACGCCAUGAUCAUGGCUCAGAUCGAGGCUCUUGAACAAGAACGUCUCUUCGCGGAGCAAUUCGCGCGCAAGUCCAUGAUCUCAGAGUACUCGACUCCUAUCAUGGAGGUUGAGCCUGUUCCCGAGCUCCCUCAACAGCAGCAACUGUGGACCAAGCCAACUGAGGAGCCAUCUGAAGUGUCGAACUCCCAACCCAGGGACUCUACCAUGUGGGAUCCCGAGCAGACACCCAAGAUCGUUGAGGCGUCUGCACCAGCACUUGCCUCUCCCCGCGACGAUGCGGAGUCGCAGCUGAUGCGAUCACGCUCGCGAUCUCAGAAGGAGCAACGCCGUGCUGAGAUUCUGGCUCAGAUUGCUGCCAUUGAGGGUGGCGCAGAUCCAAUGUCCAUCAACGGUAUGAAUGAGCAGCCCAUGUGGAGUCGUGCUCAGGGAGAAGAGCGCAAGAGGCGUGAAUCCCGUGGCGGCGACAAGGAUUGGCUGGAAGAGGGUAAGGCGAAGAAGUCUAUUGGGUCUAAGAUCCAGCUGCGGUAUUAG